This is a messenger RNA of Procambarus clarkii (red swamp crayfish), 2049 nucleotides long. The record is from RefSeq and is a predicted model, not a curated record. Lineage: Eukaryota; Metazoa; Arthropoda; Malacostraca; Decapoda; Cambaridae.
CCCAGACUGAGGUCAGGCCAGGCAGGCAGUCGCGAGCCUCCAGUCAAGAGAUCACAUCAGUCAGCGAGCCUCCAGUCAAGGGCUCGCAGCGGUCAGCGAGCCUCCAGUCAAGGGCUCUCAGCGGUCAGCGAGCCUCCAGUCAAGGGCUCUCAGCGGUCAGCGAGCCUCCAGUCAGGCUCUCAGCGGUCAGCGAGCCUCCAGUCAAGGGCUCUCAGCGGUCAGCGAGCCUCCAGUCAGGGCUCUCAGCGGUCAGCGAGCCUCCAGUCAAGGGCUCUCAGCGGUCAGCGAGCCUCCAGUCAAGGGCUCUCAGCGGUCAGCGAGCCUCCAGUCAAGGGCUCUCAGCGGUCAGCGAGCCUCCAGUCAAGGGCUCUCAGCGGUCAGCGAGCCUCCAGUCAAGGGCUCUCAGCGGUCAGCGAGCCUCCAGUCAAGGGCUCUCAGCGGUCAGCGAGCCUCCAGUCAAGGGCUCUCAGCGGUCAGCGAGCCUCCAGUCAAGGGCUCUCAGCGGUCAGCGAGCCUCCAGUCAAGGGCUCUCAGCGGUCAGCGAGCCUCCAGUCAAGGGCUCUCAGCGGUCAGCGAGCCUCCAGUCAAGGGCUCUCAGCGGUCAGCGAGCCUCCAGUCAAGGGCUCUCAGCGGUCAGCGAGCCUCCAGUCAAGGGCUCUCAGCGGUCAGCGAGCCUCCAGUCAAGGGCUCUCAGCGGUCAGCGAGCCUCCAGUCAAGGGCUCUCAGCGGUCAGCGAGCCUCCAGUCAGGGGCUCGCAGCGGUCAGCGAGCCUCCAGUCAAGGGCUCGCAGCGGUCAGCGAGCCUCCAGUCAAGGGCUCGCAGCGGUCAGCGAGCCUCCAGUCAAGGGCUCGCAGCGGUCAGCGAGCCUCCAGUCAAGGGCUCGCAGCGGUCAGCGAGCCUCCAGUCAAGGGCUCUCAGCGGUCAGCGAGCCUCCAGUCAAGGGCGGUCAGCGAGCCUCCAGUCAAGGCGGUCAGCGAGCCUCCAGUCAAGGCGGUCAGCGAGCCUCCAGUCAAGGGCGGUCAGCGAGCCUCCAGUCAAGGGCGGUCAGCGAGCCUCCAGUCAAGGGCGGUCAGCGAGCCUCCAGUCAAGGGCGGUCAGCGAGCCUCCAGUCAAGGGCGGUCAGCGAGCCUCCAGUCAAGGGCGGUCAGCGAGCCUCCAGUCAAGGGCGGUCAGCGAGCCUCCAGUCAAGGGCGGUCAGCGAGCCUCCAGUCAAGGGCGGUCAGCGAGCCUCCAGUCAAGGGCGGUCAGCGAGCCUCCAGUCAAGGGCGUCAGCGAGCCUCCAGUCAAGGGCGGUCAGCGAGCCUCCAGUCAAGGGCGGUCAGCGAGCCUCCAGUCAAGGGCGGUCAGCGAGCCUCCAGUCAAGGGCGGUCAGCGAGCCUCCAGUCAAGGGCGGUCAGCGAGCCUCCAGUCAAGGGCGGUCAGCGAGCCUCCAGUCAAGGGCGGUCAGCGAGCCUCCAGUCAAGGGCGGUCAGCGAGCCUCCAGUCAAGGGCGGUCAGCGAGCCUCCAGUCAAGGGCGGUCAGCGAGCCUCCAGUCAAGGGCGGUCAGCGAGCCUCCAGUCAAGGGCUCUCAGCGGUCAGCGAGCCUCCAGUCAAGGGCUCUCAGCGGUCAGCGAGCCUCCAGUCAAGGGCUCUCAGCGGUCAGCGAGCCUCCAGUCAAGGGCUCGCAGCGGUCAGCGAGCCUCCAGUCAAGGGCUCGCAGCGGUCAGCGAGCCUCCAGUCAAGGGCUCUCAGCGGUCAGCGAGCCUCCAGUCAAGGGCUCUCAGCGGUCAGCGAGCCUCCAGUCAAGGGCUCUCAGCGAGCCUCCAGUCAAGGGCUCGCAGCGGUCAGCGAGCCUCCAGUCAAGGGCUCGCAGCGGUCAGCGAGCCUCCAGUCAAGGGCUCUCAGCGGUCAGCGAGCCUCCAGUCAAGGGCGGACAGCUGGCAGCGAGCCUCCAGUCAAGGGCUCUCAGCGGUCAGCGAGCCUCCAGUCAAGGGCUGACAGCUGGCAGCGGGCCUCCAAGAGGAGGACACAGCCCACAUCACUACACAGGUACUGCCGCCGCUCAUGAG